Molecule: messenger RNA, 7831 nt
Organism: Orcinus orca (killer whale)
Lineage: Eukaryota; Metazoa; Chordata; Mammalia; Artiodactyla; Delphinidae
Gene: LAT
Product: linker for activation of T cells
Exons: 11
Coding region: 738-1520 (260 amino acids)
Biological process (GO): signal transduction
Cellular component (GO): membrane
Source: RefSeq, a predicted model, not a curated record
GAGGGGGCGGAGUGAGCUGGCUCGGUGUGACCGGGAGUCGCUUACGCCCAUGUCUCCCCGAGAGCCCGCCCUUCUUGGCAGGCCGGCCAGGGUGAGGUGGGGUGGGCACGCCCUGGGCCCCUCAGAAUUCCUGGUGUCAGGGCCUCCCUCCCUGCCGCCUCCUUGAGCCGCGCUGUGGAGGGCACAGCAGCUGGCUGGCCUGCAAGUAUCUUUUCCUCCUCCCACUGGUCUGAGUUGCCCCUUGUCCCGGGGACCAGCAGACCCUUCCUGAGGGCCCAGGCCGGCUCCUGAGGCCGCCUCCUCCCCCUCCCCACUGGCUGGGUGGGGGUGGGAAGGGGGAGGGUGCAGCCAGCUGAGCCCUGAUGAUUUCCUGCCCUCACCCGGCGCUCACCACAGCUUCCUGCCACAGGCAGGCAGGCACUGAGGAGAGGCAGGCGCAGAGUCCAGGGGCAGGUAGGGCUGGGGCACAGGGUCUGUGUAGGGGUGGCUGGCGCCAGACUCCAGGUCAGGGCCUGACCGCCCUGGGUUCAAGGGUCUUCCAGAGCCUGCGCUGACGCCCGCUGAGGGGAGGAGACCCAGGGAGCCCCCGAGGAGGGCGCAGCUGCCCCCCACCAGGCUCCCAGCCUCGUGCCCGCUCAGCCCCUGUACCUUUGUGGCCUGGCCCUUGCCCCGCUGCUGCUCUGUCCCCAAGGGGUGUGCGGCGAGCAGCUAGGCCCGGUCCACGCUCUCCCCUGCAGAUGGAGGCAGGCAGCCUGGUCCUCUUUGUGCUGGGCCUCCUGCUGCUGCCUCUCUUGGCUGUGCUGCUGAUGGCAUUGUGUGUGCGUUGCCGAGAGCUGCCAGGCUCAUAUGACACUGCUGCCUCCGAUGGUUUGACCCCAAGUAGCAUCGUGAUCAAACCGCCUCCCACAGCCGCCUCCUGGCCACCAGCCACUUCCUACCCGCCUGUGACCUACCUGCUCCAGAGCCAGCCAGACCUGCUCCGCAUCCCGAGAUCCCCACAGGCCCCCGGAGGCUCCCCCCGCAUGCCGUCUUCCCAGCAGGACUCAGAUGGUGCCAACAGUGUGGCCAGCUAUGAGAACGAGGGUGCGUCAGGGGCCCCGGCGGCCCUGGUUGGGAGGAGGCUGGGGCCUGUCCUGGGCUCCGCUGACCCUGUGUCGUUACCCACCCCAGAGGCAGUCUGUGAGGAUGCGGACGAAGAUGAGGAUGAGGAAGACUAUCCCGAGGGCUACUUGGUCGUGCUUCCUGACAACGUCCCGGCCACUGGCGCCGCCGUCCCACCAGCUCCUGCGUCCAGCAACCCUGGCCUCCGAGAUAGCGCCUUCUCCAUGGAGUCGGGGGAAGAUUACGUGAAUGUCCCUGAGAGUGAGGAGAGCGCGGAUGCGUCUCUGGAUGGGAGCCGGGAGUACGUGAACGUGUCUCAGGAGCUGCCGCCCGUGGCGAGGACCGAGCCUGCCGGCCGGAGUUCCCAGGAGGUGGAGGGUGAGGAAGCUCCAGAUUACGAGAAUCUGCAGAUCCACUGAAGGCCCGGCUCCGGACGCGCAGGCUCAGCGGCCAUGGCUCACGGGCCCAGCCGCUCCGCGGCAUGUGGGAUCUUCCCGGACCGGGGCACGAACCCGUGUCCCCUGCAUCGGCAGGCGGACUGUCAACCACUGCGCCACCAGGGAAGCCCAAUGCGACCUUAUUUUUAAAAAGGGUCUUUGCAGAUAUACUUAAGGAUCUAGAGAUGAGACCACCCUGGAUUAUCCAGUGGGCCCUAAAUCCAGUGAUGAGUGUCUCCAAAAGAUGUACCCAGAGGGGAAGGUGGGAUGCAGAGAUUGGAGGGAUGCGGCCACAAGGAAUGUCGGGAGCCACCAGAAACUGGAAGAGGCAAGGAAGGAUCCUCCCCUGGAGCCCCCGGAGGGAGCAUGGCCCUGCCGACACCUUGAGUUCAGAGAGAAUACAUUUCUGUUGUUUUAAGUCGCUCAAUUUGUGGUACUUUGUUAUGCAGCACCAGGCAGCGGAAAUAGUUCUGUAGCGCCAAUACCCAGAACAGGGCCUGGAAUGUAGCAGAGCAGGGGGCAGCAGGCUUUCUCUGGAAAGGGCCAGAGAGCAAACAUUUGAAGCUCUGUGGGCUGUGGGCCGUACGUCUCUGUUGCGACAACCCAACACUGCCCUGGAGCCCGCAGGCAGCCACAGAUAACAUGGAAAUGAAAGGGCAUGGCUACUUUCCAAUCCAACAUUAUUUGCGGACACUGAAAUUUGAAUUUCAUAUAAUUUUCAUGUGUCACAAAAUAUGAUUCUUACGUUGAUUUUGUUUCGACCAUUAAAAAAUGUAAAAACUGUUCUUAGCUUGUGGGCAGAAUGCAGCAGGUGGAGGGCUGGAUUUGGCCCAUGCGCCUUGGUCUGCUGCUUCCUGUAACAGAGGCUCGACGGGGAUUUGUUGAAAGAUUGAAACAUCAGAGACGGCAGCUGGAUGCUCCAGUCAAGUAGCCCAGAGACCGAGAUGAAACCAUUUGCAGACUAAGCGCCUGGAGGAGUAAAACAGACUUGGAUUCUGGGGCCCUGCAAACUGCUGAAAGCAGAGGCCUCACCCCAGGAUCUUCAGCCACAGGGAGGAACAAGGACGUUUGAAGGCUGAUCCGGUCACUCAGAUGCCUGGCUAGGGAGGUGGUUUCCAAGUCCCCUGGUGGCUGGAGCGAUGGAGGAUGCAGAAGGAGGCAAUGACGGCUCCCUACAAAGAUCAGAUGUUGAGCUGUUGGUUUAGUGACAGUGGAUCCUGGGAUAACGAUCUGGUAGAGCUCUGAGGACAGUGGAACUAAAAUUCUAACCCAGUGGUGGCAAACUCCAGUGCCUGCUGGGAUUAGGUCAGGGGUAGGAAUGAGCAAAGUAGAUCUGAUGUAAGACAAUAGGGAGUGGUGGGGACUGUGGCAAAGUGGAGAGACUGUAUCCUAUCUAAAACAGUUACUCAGUUCCAGCCAGUUCUGCCAGCUGGGAAUGCAGGCCCAGUGCUGGCAGACUUUUAGAUUGUCCCUAAGAAGCUGGAGAAUCCAAUUAUUUGUAUUCUAUCUCCUGAUUUAAAAUCUUGGCUCACAUUAAAAAAAAAAAAAAAAAGUCAUACCAGGAGUUUUCCAUAGGUUAAGUGGACACUGUCGUACCCAUCUUACGUUCAGAGGGGCUAAGUUGCUUGACCAGCAACACAUAUCUACGAGAUGGCCAAUCUGGAUGUGGGUGACAUCAUAGUCUUCCAAGUGGGGGCUUUGUGUGGCCCCAUUCCCUGAGCAGAGUGGUCCAGGGGGCCCAGAGGGUCUCUCCAGCUAGGAGGUCUGGGUCCCUGAGGCCUUCAGUCAGAGGGGGCAGGAGGGGGGUGUUCAGGUUCCGGAAAUGACGUAGCCACACUUGACCCUCCUUCUUGGUUGAUGGAGAAGUGGCUGGGUACACACUCCCGUGUCUGAUGGAAGCAGCUGUCACGCGUGUCUGUGAAGGAGGCAGUUUUCUGCGAAGAAACCUUGGGAAAUUGGAUGUGGCUGCUGUGCCUGCAUUCUUAGGGGCCUGGGAAAGCACUUUGCAUGUAAUUAGCAGAUGAGACAGCCCCUUCUGCCACCCCCGACCCGCCUCUUCACCCUGUCAUUUCACAAUUCCUCCAGGACCGGCGAUGGCGAUAGUGGAGAAGGAUUUGCUUUUAAUGGGUCUGCCCAGAGUUGCCUUGUUUUCUUGACGUUGACAAGCUAGGUCCCUUAAUAAAAGUUUCAUGACUCAAUUUAGUGAGGGAGACAUGUAAUCCCAGCCCCUACCGUCCUGAUCUCAAAGAUUAUCCCCGGGCGUAGGUCCCAGAACAUUCCUGUGUUUGACACGAGCACUGUCUCCAGGGGCAUUGCCUGCUGAGUCGCCAGGGCACCCGUGGGCAGAAAGAUCCGCCCACUGCCCGGGAAGGCCUCUCUGCCAUUGCUUCCCUCUGCCCUCUCGUGGUGGUCAUUGGCCAUUUUGGCCAUCCAGAAUCUGUUCUCUUGUAUCUGCCCUAAUCACCUGUGGGGAUUGUUUGCAGACCUACCAGCCCUUUGCAAUACUCCCUCUCCCUUUAGAUCUGGGCAGAAAUGCUUAGACCAAUAGAAUGCCUGGAAGUGACUCCAUGUGUGUGCCUAGGGCAGAGCUUAGGAGGCCUUGUGGCUUCCACCUGUGCCUUCUAAGACCUCCAAGACACACGCAAAACAGGAGCCCUGUCUAGCUGACUGGAGGGGGGGCUCACGUGAUGAACUAAGGCACCCCACCGAGCAUAGUACCAGCUUCCAGGUGUACAGGUGAGCUCCUCAUCGAUCCUAGGGCCUAGUCGAGCCAUCAGAAGACUGCAGCCCACGAAUGGUACCAGGAGAGAGAAGUGUAGUUGCCUAGAUUCCAACCCACAGGAUCAUGAGAAACAGUAAUUGUUGCUAAGUUUUGCACGUUGUUAACACAGCAAUAGAUAAUUGUAGCCACCUCUCUCUGUCUCCUCCAUGAUGUCUGGGCAGGGACUGACCCCAGACGCAGCUCCAGGGGUGGGUCCUGACUGUCUUAAGCCAGUCGGAGGAUCCCAUUCUCUCUGUCUACAGUGAGACGUCAAGAGCCAUCUGCUGGGGCUUCUGGGAAAGAGAAACUUCCCCAUCAUCUAAGAAAGAGCUGGUGUGGUGUGAGAAUGUGAGGUCAGGAAUCCAGGCAGGUUGGACUUGGCGAGGGAGGUCUGUUGGUCUUGGCUGGCUUGGUCAUGUAUCUGGGAAUCAGGAGGGGCUGUCAGUCAAGGUCCCCCUCCUGGGGCCAGCAGCCUAGCCCAGGUGUGUUCUGAUCACAGCGACGACAGAAGUGCAAGUGGGAACUUGCAAGAUCUCAUGAGGCCUAGACUGAGGACCAAGCCACCAACAUCUUGACCUCAUGCUCUCGGCAAAGCCGUGUCCAAAGUCAAGAGGCAGGGAAGCAGGCCCCGCCCACUGUGGAAGGACAGUGUAAAAUGGCAAAGGGUACAGAUACAGGAUGGAUAAAGAAUGGGGGCCAAGGAUGGGAUCUACCUCAUUUAUUCAUCUCAACAGCAUAAAUCCACCCCCUGUGUGCCCACCCUUGGCUCACAAACCCCAGCCAAGUCCCUUCCUGGGGCAGCCUCCCCUCAGGGGUGCUGGUCAGGCGGUAGAUUUUCUCUUCAUGAUAAACUUACCCCAAUGAGGGAGCUCUCUCCCUUGCACUGGGUUGAACCCAGUGUUUGGUUUUCCUCACUCCUGGGGAGACACGAAUGGAAUACAUCCCAUUCUUCCUACUUCUGUUUCUCCAUGCUUCACUGCCUUCACCUAUUUUAACGAAACCCUCUUCUAACUCGGUAGAAUUCUUUUCUGCUCAAAAACUCUACACAAUGUUACAUAUAAAAUUUAUUCCAUUAGGAAAACCAAAAAAACAAACAAAUAAACAAAACCCCCUCCCAGCACACAGAACAGAGUUGACCACUCAGAGAGUUGCCAGGUGGAACUUCCAGAAGUGAUGGCUGCCAGGUCAAGGUAUCCUGGGCCACAGGAACGGGAGUCACAUACCUGGGGUUGAACUCUAGCUCUGCCAUUGACCUUGGGCAGGUCAACUCCUCUUUCAGCCUCAGUUUUCUCAUCUAUAAAAUGGGGAUACAAGGGCCCCUGACUCAUAGGGCUAUUGCAAGGAAAAAACGAGGUCAUGCGUAUAAAGGUCUGGGUACACCAUAUGGCACUUAGUAGAUGUUCAAUAAAUCGUCUUUCUCUUUGCUUUACUUGGGAGACUAAACCAAUAAAAGGAGUGUCAGGCAGUUGUGUAUGUGUGUGUGUGUGUGUGUGUGUGUGUGUGUGAGCAUCUCUACUGUUUAACAGAUUGUGUGGUAAAGGUAAGAGGCUCCAGAACACAUGUCUUGAUCAGAAACCCGAGGAAGAUAAGGCAGUGCGAGCACAGGCAAGAUUCACCCUUUUUCAGUGAGUUCUGUGUCCUUCGCCUCCCAUCAGAGUGUGGGUGUCCCUUGCGGCUGUGCCGAAACCACAGGCCUGGACUCAAAUCCGCUAGAAGCUUAUGGUGUCUCCUGGGUGGUGGGGGAAGCUCUGGAUCCCAAGUCUGAGGGUCCCCAUGUUCUCACACCGGCCCCAUCAACAGUCUCCCCUUUGCCAGUAUCAUCUGUCAGUCACAACAACGAUGUCCUAAACGUGCUGUCCAGUUGGCUUCUCAUGGUUUUGCCACGUCCGUGCCAUAGUUUCUCCAUCGGUCAAAAAGGUCUAGAAUCGGACCUGCCUCACAGGGCUGUUCGUGGAUAUAGUAAGUUAAUCCGUCUGAGCCCGCUUACAGAGUGCCUGACACAGAGUCCCUCUUCUCUAUCACCGUACUUAUGAUUUAUAUUAUUACUACUAAGAACAAGAACUUUGCAUAGAAGACUCUUCAGUGAUACUUUGUUAUGAGAUGGGGAGGGACCCUGAGUGUGACUUCAAACAGCUGCUGAGUCUGGAGAUGAGGCUCAUGUAUUUAAAGACAAGCGCCCACAUUCGCUGACCUCUUCUGGGGUGACACGUGACUGUCCACUAUUUGCCCCCCUGAAAACAAAGCACCUAAUCUGCUCCUCUAGGAGGAAGGUAACUCUUAAGCAAUGGGAGAGAAUGUAACUGCUUUUUUACAUCUUUGGAAAGAGCAUUUUGAAAGCAGAUGUUUGGAGAUGUUUCCAUUGUUAUGAGCUUGUAUUGCCAAAAAGCAAGGAAAGUAUGUUUCCCUUAGAAACUCUCCAAGCCUGCACACUUCAAGAACUUGAAAACGGAAGAUUCCAACCAAUUUCAAAAAGCUUCCAAAAAGAAAACUUUCAGGGGGUUUUGAAUCCAUUUGUUAAAAAAACAUGAAUACUAAUCUUCCGAUUUGUUUGCUGAACUUAGUGAUGGAUAUCUAGAAAGAUGAACGUAGGUUAGCCAGAUUUCACCAAAAACGGUUCCCUAUUUUGAGAAUGGGACUAAAAUAUGAAUAUUGGUGUUUAGAAAGCACAGUCCAGGGCUUCCCUGGUGGCGCAGUGGUUGAGAGUCCGCCUGCCGAUGCAGGGGACACGGGUUCGUGCCCCGGUCUGGGAAGAUCCCACAUAACGUGGAGCGGCUGGGCCCGUGAGCCAUGGCCGCUGAGCCUGCGCGUCCGGAGUCUGUGCUCCGCAACGGGAGACGCCACAACAGUGAGAGGCCCGCGUACCGCAAAAAAAAAAAAAAGAAAAGAAAACACAGCCCAUGAGGUGCUUCUUUCAUUUGGAUUUAGAAAUAUUUGUAUAAAUCCAAAUGAAAGCACUCUUUUCAGCUCUAACAGCCAAAUCAAGUAUGGAAGUAACUCUACACAGAACCAGACUCCUGAAUCACGACAGCACAGAGUGUUAACCCAUGUUUUUCAAAAAAUUGAAGAAAGGGUAUGCAGUUGCAUUGCUAGCUGUAAAAAUAUGUUAUAAAGAAUGUAUAAAGGAAGGCCAAAAGGUCUAUUACACUGUUAGUAAAUAAAAUAAAAACAUUUAAAAGCUGUGUUUAAUCUUUAUGUCCUCCUUUAAAUUCUUUUAGUUUUUAUAUAUGCUUUAUACUGCUGGUAAUAUAUUUGUAAUUUAUAAACUUUUAUGCCCACUUGGAGACCUCUGCUCUCAAUCACCUAAUCGAGUCCCAGGUGUCCCUCAGGUCGCUGUGGAGGCAAUUUUAGCUUCUUGGUGGAGGGUGGAUGGGGAGAGAGGGGGCUUUCUUCGGGGUCCAGGGAAGCAGAGCCUGCUGCCCCAUUCUCAGCCUCUAGGGGGCAGAAGAGGGAAGCAAAAAACAGCUUGUGGGAAAAACGGACUCAGAAAGAUAGCCCGAGAAGGGCUGGUUUCAGGAGACACCUUAGAAUGUCU